Messenger RNA from Loa loa (African eye worm), 1878 nucleotides. RefSeq lists its product as hypothetical. The transcript has 2 exons. Lineage: Eukaryota; Metazoa; Nematoda; Chromadorea; Rhabditida; Onchocercidae. Bases 1 to 1878 code for a protein of 625 amino acids. The record is from RefSeq and is a predicted model, not a curated record.
AUGACGGAUAUUCGUAUUAAAAUGGAUAUCAACAAUACUGCUGAUGAUAUUCAUGCAACAGUAAUUAAUAAAAAACCUAUUACGAUAAUAUCACAAGAUCAACAGUAUCGUUAUAAUGGAUAUGCUGGACAUAUUACACUUGAUCUUACUGAUAAUGAUUCGAGUAAAGUAACAAAUGUUAAAUUUACUCAGAUGCCUCAAAUAUUUCAAAGAAAUAGCAAAAUUUCGAAUUUUUUAAUUAAUCAUAGAAAUGAAUUAUAUUCUGAAACAUAUGUGGAUCAAUCAAGGGAAGGAUUUUUUCGUAGUAAUACGGAAAUUUUUAAUCAAAUUUUAAAAAUUAGAAAAGAUAUUGAUAGUUUAAGAAGGUAUAUUGGAAAGGUUAAUGAAUUUCUCCAACAUAUAAAUGCUAACCUUUCUGAAUAUAACACCAAUAUUAUUCAAUUAUUUGAUAAGACGACAUUUGUAGACAAUUCCAAAGGUGAUAAUUUUCGAUUUCAUCAAAUUACUGAUAAUUUUUUGCCUAAAGGCAAUAUUUAUACUGGAACAACUAAGCCAACCUAUAUUGCUUUCCCACGAGCAGUAAGUAUUAUAAAUCCAAUAUUAAUGUCACAUUUGCAAGCUAAUGCUGCGACAUCUGUACUAGCGAAAGGAACGGAAUUGAGAAGUAAUGUGGAUGAUGUAGAUGAUGGUGAUAUAACAAAUUCAACAAGGUUUCCGGAAAAACAUUCCGUUGAAUCGGAUCAAAGAAUAUCAUUGAAUGGGAAACGUUUCGUAGAAUCUAUCCAAAAUGGACAGUUAUAUUCACUGAUAAAAAAUGGAAUUAAAGGAAAUCAAAAUCAAUUUGUAGCAAAUGAUUCAAAUGAUAGAAUAAAGAUGAGGAUCAUUGAAGGAUUCAAUCGGAAAACCGAUGAGAUUUAUCAAAAAUCGGCAAUCAAUGAUAAUCAUAGAAUUAAAAAUGAAACAUUUAUGAACAAAAACACGAAUAAUGAAAAAGUAUUACCAAAUAUUACUGUAACUGAGGCAUAUCAACCAUUCUCGAUAAGACGAUAUUCGGCUCGUUCAAAGACCAAUUUUGAUAAACAAAUUAAUAAAUUAAUUAAUUUUAAUACAUUAAAAUCAUUGACAACAACUCAUCAGUUGCUUAAUCCUAUACCGAUCACAUCUAUAUCAGAUGACACAUUUCAGCAUUCCACCACCCUAUCAUCAUCACAUUUAUCACCUUCAACAGGAAAUGAUUCACAAUUUGAGUUUGGUAAUAAUUCAUAUGCUGUAAUAUUGAGUUUUGCAUCUCCAACAGUUGCAAAAACUUCAGGUCAAGCUACCACAACUCAAACACCACUUUUAUUGACACGAAAUACAGUUAGCAAUAUUGUUGUUACAAUUAUUACUGAUACUGUUUCAACUAGUACUACUACCACUACUACUACUAAUACUACUACUAUUCUUAGUGCUACUAGCACUUCUGCUAUUACUACUCUUACUACUUCUACUACUACUAAUACUACUACUACUACUACUACCAAUACUACUACUACUACUACUGCUACUAGUACUACUACUGCUACCAAUACUAUUACUACUACUACUAUUGCCACUACUACUACUACUGCUACUAGUACUACUACUGCUACUACUCUUAAUGCUAUUAACACUACUAGUACCACUAUUUCUACUACUGUAACUUCUCCAACAUCGGAAACUAUCGGGCCAACUUUAGGCUUUGAUAAGAUUACGCGACGUAAUUUAGAUACGAUGCCACCAUUGAUUCCAUUGAAGCCGAAUUUUUUUGGCAGUAAUUUUGACGGUAUAUUUGUGCCAUGGUUUAAUGAUCCUCAACUUACAUUAUGGCCUGAGAGAUUGUUUGGAAGAAGAAAGUGA